CUCGAGUCUUUGACGAUACAAACUCACAACAGCGGGACAAAAUGGCAGAAGAAGCUCCAGCACCAGCCGCCGCCGCGCCCAAAGCAGCCAAGAAGAAGGUUUCCAAGCCCAAGAAAGUCGGUCCCAGCGUCUCGGACCUCAUCGUGAAAACUGUUGCCGCAUCCAAGGAGCGGAGCGGCGUGUCUGCUGCCGCCGUCAAGAAGGCUCUGACCGCCGGAGGAUACGAUGUGGACAAGAACAAGGCCCGCGUCAAGACCGCCAUCAAGAGCCUGGUGUCCAAGGGGACUCUGGUCCAGAUCAAGGGGAUCGGGGCCUCUGGCUCCUUCAAAAUGAGCAAGACCACUGCCGAUAAACCGGCAAAGAAAGCCGCUCCUAAAGCCAAGAAGCCUGCAGCGAAGAAACCAGUAGCGGCCAAAAAGCCCAAAGCAGCGGCAGUGAAGAAAGUUGUAGCCGCUAAGAAGUCACCGAAGAAGGCCACGAAACCCACCGCGGCCAAGAAGGUGGCCAAGAGCCCCAAGAAGGUAGCCAAGAGCCCCAAGAAGGUGGCCAAGAGCCCCAAGAAGGUGGUGAAAAAGGCCCCUGCAACAAAGAAAGCCCCCGUGAAGAAGGCUGCUAAGCCCAAGGCCAAGAAGGCAGCACCCAAGAAGAAGUGAGCUGAGAUCCUUCUGAAGAACCAACACCUCUAAAAAAAAAGGCUCUUUUAAGAGCCACAUAAUUCAUCCUUAAAGAGCUUUCCUUUCAUUCAUCAAAUUAAUAAUACUAGAUUUUAAUUGAGAAUCUGCAAUAAGUUGAUUAGAGAAAUUUACCUUGAAAUCAAAUGAAUGUCAACCACAGGUUUCACAUGGAUGGUAAAUGAGUAAAACGCCAAAUCUUCACUUUCAUUUCUUUUUGAUCAUUUUUGAGCAUCGGCCAACAUGACCUAAUUUAAUAA
Pungitius pungitius (ninespine stickleback) is the source of this 931-nucleotide messenger RNA. Its product is annotated as histone H1-like. Gene Ontology annotation, biological process: chromosome condensation; negative regulation of DNA recombination; nucleosome assembly. The record is from RefSeq and is a predicted model, not a curated record. Bases 42 to 653 code for a protein of 203 amino acids. Gene Ontology annotation, cellular component: nucleus; nucleosome. Gene Ontology annotation, molecular function: double-stranded DNA binding; nucleosomal DNA binding; structural constituent of chromatin. The transcript has a single exon. Lineage: Eukaryota; Metazoa; Chordata; Actinopteri; Perciformes; Gasterosteidae.